AUGGGCUCAUUAGUUCUGAAUUUGGGACUUGUGCCCCUUCUGGCCGUCUUCGUGGCCAUCUAUUUGUGGGCAUACAAGUAUGUGUUUAACCACGAGAUUAUUCGCAAUUACUCGCAUCGAACGGUGCUAUCGACGCUGAAAAUCAACGAAUUGAUUCAGGAAUGUAACACGAAACAUGGCCUGUAUCUUGUUAGUGUGGAAAACGACGAUGUUGGUGCAGAGAACGGCUCAUCCACAUCAAAUGCUCUGCUAUCUAGUCAGCCAAAGACCACCACCGAUCGUGUGGUAGGUGCAGUUUUUGCAUCGGGAACGGCGCUUUCCAUAGAGCUCAUUAUUGUCAUGUUGUUGCAGCUCACAGGCUCGAUUACGGUGAAUUUGGCGCUUCUACCGAUACUCAUCAAGGUGCUUGUGGCAGUGGUGGCUCUUGUGCAGCCUUUUCUCGUCAUCAGUCUAUAUGUCAAUCAGCUGCUAUUUCCGAUGCCGCUGUUAUCGUCGCCGCUGUCUCUUAUUCGCAUGGUAGUCACAUUUGCGCUUCUCAUUUUGUGGUUCAUUGUACUCGAUCGCUUUGGAAGCAUAGCUGCGCCCUUGGGUGAAUCUACCGGAAAGUCUUUCUUGGAGGAAAAGACAAACGAUAUUGUUUUGGCCGGGAUAACCAUCACAGCCGUCCUUUCUGGUAUUGGAUGUGCUCUGACUCCUGUUCGAAGCUGGAUAGAACAGCGCCUGGGCCGCAGCGACUCUGGGCCUGCCAAAGGGGACUUCCGUGCAGUCAACGAUCUCAUUCAGUCUUUCAAUGCUGCAAAAAUGCUAGAGGAGAAGCGCCUGCGUGAACUUGCCCUUUUGAAACAGCUGUCGGCUGGCACCAUCUACAACACGCCUCCAAAAGCUAGUGGAUUGCGUCUGAUGAAACAGACCGGUGCUCAGCUUUUCAAUAAGGUGCAAUCGUUCACCAAUCUUUCCGCCUUCAGCGGUCUGGAGUCGGAGGAAAUUGAACUCGAGCGUGAAAUCGCCUCCUUAAUUGACCUCAAACAACAAGUCUACUCGGACCUCUCUUAUAAACUUGAGACGAUUCUCACUUCACGCACGGUCUCUUCUGAUUCGCGCGUCAACUUUCAAAGACUUUCACUGGCCUUUGAUAUCGCUUUCUCUGUGUACUGUAUCUACAGAAUUAUAAACGUGUUGGUUUUCCGGUUGGCAUAUCUGAUUCUUAUGAGCGGCCGUCAAAACAAAAACCUGGACGAUUUGAGCGACCACACAAGAGACGCUUUGGCCAUUACUAUUGCCAAGCUUGUUCAAUCCCUAUUUGGGUACUUACCUAUGUCUGAGGCGCAGCUCAUCAACCAAAUCAGCUUCCUUCUUUCCGGUUCCUUGUUUGCAUGCUCAUUUCAAAACGUUAUGGUCACCUUUAAGACAAUAGGUAGAUUCUUGCCGUCCAACACAACAUUAACCGACCAGAAUAUCAGAGGCUGGCUCAAAAACCUUAUAGUUAGUCAAUUUCUCGCUGUGUAUGUCAUUGCAACAGCAUUGCUCAUUCGCUCCAAUCUACCACAAGAGGCUGCGCAACAAAUCCUGAAGGUUCUUUCACUCUCUUCGAGCAGAGGUUCUUCUACGUUGAAAGGCAUGUUAGCGGAGGUCGAUUUUGUGGAUGCGUGGUUUGACAAGGUCUUUGGGUUCACUAGUAUAGCUACUCUAGUCAUUCUCUCUAUGAAGUUUUAUAUAGAGAAGGAUGGUAUCACAGGAGAUGAAUUUGAUGAAGAGAUGAUGAUGGAAGAGCAAAGUCGUGCGAAAUUUAUGUGA
Australozyma saopauloensis is the source of this 1794-nucleotide messenger RNA. RefSeq lists its product as uncharacterized. The coding region runs from base 1 to 1794 and encodes 597 amino acids. The record is from RefSeq and is a predicted model, not a curated record. Lineage: Eukaryota; Fungi; Ascomycota; Pichiomycetes; Serinales; Metschnikowiaceae. Gene Ontology annotation, cellular component: membrane. The transcript has a single exon.